Messenger RNA from Symbiodinium sp. CCMP2592, 4025 nucleotides. The record is from the annotation of a GenBank genome assembly. NCBI's taxonomy places the organism in Eukaryota, Dinophyceae, Suessiales, Symbiodiniaceae.
GAGCAGGCCGCGAAAGGCCAGGAGCAGGCCACGAAAGGCCAGGAGCAGGCCACGAAAGGCCAGGAGCAGGAGCAGGCCACGAAAGGCCAGGAGCAGGCCACGAAGGGCCAGGAGCAGGCCACGAAAGGCCAAGAGCAGGCCACGAAAGGCCAAGAGCAGGCCACGAAAGGCCAGGAGCAGGCCACGAAAGGCCAGGAGCAGGCCACGAAAGGCCAGGAGCAGGCCACGAAAGGCCAGGAGCAGGCCACGAAAGGCCAGGAGCAGGCCACGAAAGGCCAGGAGCAGGCCACGAAAGGACAGGAGCAGGCCACGAAAGGACAGGAGCAGGCCACGAAAGGCCAGGAGCAGGCCACGAAAGGCCAGGAGCAGGCCACGAAAGGCCAGGAGCAGGCCACGAAAGGCCAGGAGCAGGCCACGAAAGGCCAGGAGCAGGCCACGAAAGGCCAGGAGCAGGCCACGAAAGGCCAGGAGCAGGCCCCGAAAGGCCAGGAGCAGGCCACGAAAGGCCAGGAGCAGGCCACGAAAGGCCAGGAGCAGGCCACGAAAGGCCAGGAGCAGGCCACGAAAGGCCAGGAGAAGGCCACGAAAGGCCAGGCGCAGGCCACGAAAGGCGAGGAGCAGGCCACGAAAGGCCAGGAGCAGGCCACGAAAGGCCAGGAGCAGGCCACGAAAGGCCAGGAGCAGGCCACGAAAGGCCAGGAGCAGGCCACGAAAGGCCAGGAGCAGGCCACGAAAGGCAAGGAGCAGGCCACGAAAGGCCAGGAGCAGGCCACGAAAGGCCAGGAGCAGGCCACGAAAGGCCAGGAGCAGGCCACGAAAGGCCAGGAGCAGGCCACGAAAGGCCAGGAGCAGGCCACGAAAGGCCAGGAGCAGGCCACGAAAAGCAAGGAGCAGGCCACGAAAGGCCAGGAGCAGGCCACGAAAGGCCAGGAGCAGGCCACGAAUAAAAAGCCAGAGAGGCCACGAAAGGCAGGAGCAGGCACGAAAGGCCCAGGAGCAGGCCACCGACAAGGCCAGGAGCAGGCCGCGAAAGGCCAGGAGCAGGCCACGAAAGGCCAGGAGCAGGCCACGAAAGGCCAGGAGCAGGCCACGAAAGGCCAGGAGCAGGCCACGAAAGGCCAGGAGCAGGCCACGAAAGACCAGGAGCAGGCCACGAAAGGCCAGGAGCAGGCCACGAAAGGCCAGGAGCAGGCCACGAAAGGCCAAGAGCAGGCCACGAAAGGCCAGGAGCAGGCCACGAAAGGCCAGGAGCAGGCCACGAAAGGCCAGGAGCAGGCCACGAAAGGCCAGGAGCAGGCCACGAAAGGCCAGGAGCAGGCCACGAAAGGCCAGAAGCAGGCCACGAAAGGCCAGGAGCAGGCCACGAAAGGCCAGGAGCAGGCCACGAAAGACCAGGAGCAAGCCACCAAAGGCCAGGAGCAGGCCACGAAAGGCCAGAAGCAGGCCACGAAAGGCCAGGAGCAGGCCACGAAAGGCCAGGAGCAGGCCACGAAAGGCCAGGAGCAGGCCACACGAAAGGCCACGAAAGGCCAGGAGCAGGCCACGAAAGGCCAGGAGCAGGCCACGAAAGGCCAGGAGCAGGCCACGAAAGGCCAGGAGCGGCACGAAAGGAGCAGGCCACGAAAGGCCACGAAAGGCCAGGAGCAGGCCACGAAAGGCCAGAAGCAGGCCACGAAAGGCCAGGAGCAGGCCACGAAAGGCCAGGAGCAGGCCACGAAAGGCCAGGAGCAGGCCACGAAAGGCCAGGAGCAGGCCACGAAAGGCCAGGAGCAGGCCACGAAAGGCCAGGAGCAGGCCACGAAAGGCCAGGAGCAAGCCACGAAAGGCCAGGAGCAGGCCACGAAAGGCCAGGAGCAGGCCACGAAAGGCCAGGAGCAGGCCACGAAAGGCCAGGAGCAGGCCACGAAAGGCCAGGAGCAGGCCACGAAAGGCCAGGAGCAGGCCACGAAAGACCAGGAGCAGGCCACGAAAGGCCAGGAGCAGGCCACGAAAGGCCAGGAGCAGGCCACGAAAGGCCAAGAGCAGGCCACGAAAGGCCAAGAGCAGGCCACGAAAGGCCAGGAGCAGGCCACGAAAGGCCAGGAGCAGGCCACGAAAGGCCAGGACCAGGCCACGAAAGGCCAGGAGCAGGCCACGAAAGGCCAGGAGCAGGCCACGAAAGGCCAGGACCAGGCCACGAAAGGCCAGGAGCAGGCCACGAAAGGCCAGGAGCAGGCCACGAAAGGUCAGGAGCAGGCCACGAAAGGCCAGGAGCAGGCCACGAAAGGCCAGGAGCAGGCCACGAAAGGCCAGGAGCAGGCCAGGAAAGGCCAGGAGCAGGCCACGAAAGGCCAGGAGCAGGCCACGAAAGGCCAGAAGCAGGCCACGAAAGGCCAGGAGCAGGCCACGAAAGGCCAGGAGCAGGCCACGAAAGACCAGGAGCAAGCCACAAAAGGCCAGGAGCAGGCCACGAAAGGCCAGAAGCAGGCCACGAAAGGCCAGGAGCAGGCCACGAAAGGCCAGGAGCAGGCCACGAAAGGCGCUCAUCCUCAAGCAGAAUGCGGGCAAGCCACGAAAGAGAGGCAAAGAGGUGCAGCCGCCACGCUUAUCCUCAACCAGAAUGGGGGCGACCAGAAUGGGGGCCAGGGGGAAGAGGCGCAGCCGCCACGCUUAUCCUCAACCAGCAUAGGGCUUAUCCGGUGCCAGGCGAAGAGGCGAAGAGGUGCAGCCGCCACGCUUAUCCUCAACCAGAAUGACGCUUAUCCGGUGCCAGGCAAGAGGCGAAGAGGUGCAGCCGCCACGCUUAUCCUCAACCAGAAUGGGGGCGCAGCCGCCACGCUUAUCCUCAACCAGAAUAGGGGGGCAAAAGGCGCAGCCGCCACGCUUAUCCUCAACCAGAAUUGGGGUGCGGGGGGUACAGCCGCCACGCUUAUCCGGUGCCAGGCGAAGAGGCGAAAAGGUGCAGCCGCCACGCUUAUCCUCGACCAGAAUAGCAGCCGCCACGCUUAUCCGGUGCCAGGCGAAGAGGGGGAAGAGGCGCAGCCGCCACUUAUCCGGUGCCAGGCGAAGAGGCGAAGAGGUGCAGCCGCCACGCUUAGCCUCAACCAGAUAGAGGCGCAGCCGCGAAGAGGUGCAGCCGCCACGUUUAUCCUCAACCAGAAUGGGGGCCAGGGGGAAGAGGCGCAGCCGCCACGCUUAUCCUCGACCAGAAUAGCAGCCGCCACGCUUAUCCGGUGCCAGGCGAAGAGGCGAAGAGGUGCAGCCGCCACGCUUAUCCUCAACCAGAAUGGGGGCCAGGGGCAAAAGGGGUGCAUCAACCAGAAUGGGGGCCAGGGGGAAGAGGCGCAGCCGCGAAGUGCCAGGCGAAGAGGUGCAGCCGCCACGCUUAUCCGGGGCGCUCAUCCUCAAGCAGAAUGCGGAAGCCACAACAAGAGGCGAAGAGAUGCAGCCGCCACGCUUAUCCUCAACCAGAAUGGGGGCCAGGGGGAAGAGGCGCAGCCGGGUGCCAGGCGAAGAGGUGCAGCCGCCACGCUUAUCCUCAACCAGAAUGGGGGCCAGGGGGAAGAGGCGCAGCCGCCACGCUUACCGCCACGCUUUUCCGGUGCCAGGCGAAGAGGUGCAGCCGCCACGCUUAUCCUCAACCAGAACAGGGGGAAGAGGCGAAGAGGUGCAGCCGCCACGCUUAUCCUCAACCAGAAUGCUGCGAAGAGGUGCAGCCGCCACGCUUAUCCUCAACCAGAAUGGGGGCGAAGAGGUGCAGCCGCCACGCUUAUCCUCAACCAGAAUGGGGGCCAGGGGGAAGAGGCGCAGCCGCGAAGAGGUGCAGCCGCCACGCUUAUCCUCAACCAGAAUGGGGGCCAGGGGGAAGAGGCGCAGCCGCGAAGAGGUGCAGCCGCCACGCUUAGCCUCAACCAGAAUGGGGGCCAGGGGGAAGAGGUGAAGAGGUGCAGCCGCCACGCUUAUCCUCAACCAGAAUGGGGGCGAAGAGGUGCAGCCGCCACGCUUAUCCUCAACCAGAAGGGGGGCCAGGGGGAAGAGGCGCAGCC